AUGUAUAACCCACAUGUUCAUGUUUUUGCACAUGCUUCGCUGCCGAUAGAAAUGUUAUGUGACGGAUCAGUGGUGACGCCAGUGGCGUCUCGAUACCCAGACGAUUGGUUUAUAUCCGAUAUAUCUCCCACGAUUCACCCUAAAGAGUUACAUCGACAACUUCCGUAUGAGUUCUAUACCGUGUUGGUGCCAGCGUAUUCUGCUCCUGCUGUCCAACAAAGUAAUUUGGCCCAGGAUGGCGAGCCGAUCGUAGACUGCAUGAGGUGCAACCCUCGUGAUAAUGAGGAAGACAAGUUCCGGUUAUUACGCCUCUACAGUGUCAGAUAG
Messenger RNA from Nannizzia gypsea CBS 118893, 327 nucleotides. RefSeq lists its product as hypothetical. The record is from RefSeq and is a predicted model, not a curated record. Bases 1 to 327 code for a protein of 108 amino acids. The transcript has 2 exons. NCBI's taxonomy places the organism in Eukaryota, Fungi, Ascomycota, Eurotiomycetes, Onygenales, Arthrodermataceae.